CAAACAUGCUCUACUCCUCCAUCUUCUUCGCCGCCUCGGCUCUCUCUGGCCUCGCUGCCGCCCAGAACUACACCAUCGUCCCCUCCUCGGUCGACUCCACCACCAGAGCCAACUGGUGCCGUGCCCAGACCAACACUUGCCCCGUCCUCUGUGGCAGCCAAUUGCUCAAGGCCAACACCUGCGACUCCACUUCGCUCACAUACAGCUGUAUCUGCAACAACGGUCUCGUCCCCGAUCUCGCCGAAUACGUCAACACCAUUCCCACCUUUGAGUGUGUCGAGUACAGAGGCCAGUGCAACAGCAACAACGUUGGUAACGCCACCGCCCAGGCAGAGUGCCUUGCCCUUCCCUGCGGCAACAAGACUGCCUCCAGCCUUGUCUCUGCCACCUCUUCCGCUGCCUCCUCCACCGGCUCUGCUUCUUCCAGCUCGGGCUCCGUGGCCAGCGCUACUUCCGCUGUCGCCAGUGGCGCUUCGUCUGUUUCCGCCAGCGCCUCGUCUGCUGCCGCAACUGGUGCUGCUAGCUCUCUCACCGUCGGCAAUGGUGCUCUCGUCGCCUCUCUGUUCGGUCUCUUUGCCUACGCUCUUUAAGUGGGUAGUCUGAGUAGACACGGAUUGUGAAAGCGAUGGACUCCUUUGCGAGAAGUAAUCACGGCACAUUAUACGAAUGGUACCGGGCAUGAGAGUAGGCGUUUUUAUUCACCACCAGCGACGGAGUUGGUAUUUUGGGUCGAAAA
Molecule: messenger RNA, 736 nt
Organism: Aureobasidium subglaciale EXF-2481
Lineage: Eukaryota; Fungi; Ascomycota; Dothideomycetes; Dothideales; Saccotheciaceae
Exons: 2
Coding region: 6-590 (194 amino acids)
Source: RefSeq, a predicted model, not a curated record